GGCCUAGUGAAAUGAUCUCCUAGAGUGCACUUGCGUGGUACUUGCUGCCAGUCAUCCCAUAUGGGUAAGGUUGUCUCCACAAUUAAGCGAGCUGUUCGUAAUUUCGAUGUGGAGCGUCGAGCAAUCAAAUAUAUUGAAAGAUCGGCCACACGACCUGAAGCUGCUCCCAAGCAUCCUAAUACCCAUCGGCCGAUCUGGAGUCAAGAUGCUGUUUCGAAAUUGUUUCAACGAAAUCCUGACCUGGACAACCGUGUUGAUAAGCUUAACAUUCGUUCCUGUCCGAUAAAAAAGGGUAUCCUACCAGAUGGCACAGAUUAUGUUAAGCAAUCCACUCGGAGGUUACCACAGAGGAUUGAAGGUUCUGACCCCUUUCCAGAACCACACAUAGAUUAUGGUUUCGUUGUUCCCGAGUCUAUCCCUACGGGUCGGAUCACUAUGCGCCAAGCUGUGAAUAUGAUCAAGGCUCAUCAGUUGCAAGAAAAUACAAUCGAUGAAUUGGCGCAAUCCACCACACUGGAGAAGGAUAAAGUUGAGGCAAUUGUGAAUCACUUUAUGUUGUUCACAAUUCCAUCCAAAGGAUACUGGAUGCCCCCAUCGUUGCUGCCUGGGCUUACUGAGUCCUCGCAGCUGUUGGAUAAACCUGUCGAAGAUGGGCCAGUGGACGAGCCGUUUGGCGGCGCAGCGCGUUCCGGACGUCGCGAGGCACUGCGUGGACUAGAGUUUGACUAACCCCCGCGCACAUACCCAUCGAAUUAGUUCCCUUGCACCCCUAAUAGACUUUUAUACUCGCGCAGUGGCUUUUUGUUUUCAGUUGUGCUCUUGUAGGACGUUUGAUGCGGAACUUACGUUUACAUCACUUCAAACACGAAUGGCUCAUGACUUAGCGGUAGCCUUGAUUUAUGCUACACUUAACCGGCG
This is a messenger RNA of Dicrocoelium dendriticum, 918 nucleotides long. The record is from the annotation of a GenBank genome assembly. NCBI's taxonomy places the organism in Eukaryota, Metazoa, Platyhelminthes, Trematoda, Plagiorchiida, Dicrocoeliidae.